This is a messenger RNA of Musca vetustissima, 1641 nucleotides long. It is a transcript of the gene Aldh7A1, whose product is annotated as putative aldehyde dehydrogenase family 7 member A1 homolog. The transcript has 2 exons. NCBI's taxonomy places the organism in Eukaryota, Metazoa, Arthropoda, Insecta, Diptera, Muscidae. The record is from RefSeq and is a predicted model, not a curated record. Bases 1 to 1641 code for a protein of 546 amino acids. Gene Ontology annotation, molecular function: aldehyde dehydrogenase (NAD+) activity.
AUGUCACAACUAUUCCGUGCCGUUAGCCUACUCAAAAAUGCUCCCUUGCAUCAGGCACAGAGGGUAGCCUCACUCCAUCUCAGCUCCGCACUGAAAGCCAGCAGCUAUUUAAUCGAUUCACCCGAAUAUUCCUUCCUUAAGGAUGUCGGUUUGGAACGUGAAAAUCCCGGUGUAUUCACUGGUUCAUGGAAAGGUUCCGGCGACGUUGUUACCUCUAUUGAUCCUGGUACCGGCAAAGCAAUUGCCAGUGUUCGUUCGGGUACAGUUCAAGAAAUGGAAGAAUCCAUUAAAGUAGGUGUGGAAGCCUACAAGGAAUGGUCUAAAGUACCUGCCCCCGUAAGAGGUGAAAUUGUUCGCCAAAUUGGUGAUGAAUUGCGUAAAUACAAGGAACCAUUGGGUAAAUUGGUAAGCUUGGAGGUGGGCAAAAUCUACAGUGAAGGUCAGGGAGAAGUUCAGGAAUUCAUUGAUAUCUGUUAUUAUGCUGUGGGUUUGUCACGCAUCUAUGCCGGUCAAAUGAUCAACUCUGAACGGGCUGAGCACACAAUUUUGGAGGCGUGGCGUCCAUUGGGUUUGGUGGGUGUCAUAUCGGCCUAUAAUUUCCCCAAUGCUGUUUUUGGCUGGAAUGCUGCCAUUGCUUUGACCUGUGGUAACAGUGUUUUGUGGAAGGGAGCACCCACUACCUCCUUGGUUUCUGUCGCCACCACCAAAAUUGUCGCCGAUGUCUUGAAGCGCAACAACUUGCCACCAAUCGCCACCUUGUGUCAGGGAGGUGUUGAUGUUGGCAAGAAAUUGGUUAGCGAUAAACGUGUCAAAUUGGUCUCUUUCACCGGUAGCUGUCAAACUGGCCGUGAUGUUGGUGUUGAGGUACAGAAACGCUUUGGCAAAGUUAUCCUCGAAUUGGGUGGCAACAAUGCCUUGGUUAUCAAUGAAGAUGCUAAUUUGAAAAUGGCCUUGGAUGCUGCCCUCUUCGGUUGCAUUGGUACAUCGGGACAACGUUGUACCACCACCAGACGUAUCAUUGUCCACGAGAAGCUGUACGAUCAAUUUGUCAAGGAAUUGUGUGGCAAAUAUAAACAAGUUUUGUCACGCAUUGGUCAUCAAUUGGAUGCCAAUACCCUUGUCGGUCCCGUCCACUCCCAACUAAAUAUUGAUGGCUAUAAGAACACCAUUGCCGAUGCCGUCAAAUUGGGCGGUAAAGUGGCCUUUGGCGGUAAUGUAAUUAACCGUGAAGGUUUCUUUGUUGAACCCACAAUCAUUACCGGUUUGGCCCAUGAUGCUCCUGUGGUACACCGUGAAACUUUCGCUCCCAUUGUUUAUAUUUUGAAAACAAAAUCCGUUGAAGAAGCUAUUGAAUGGAAUAAUGAAGUCGAUCAGGGUCUGUCAUCAGCCAUCUUUACCGAAAACAUGUCCAAGGCCUUUAAAUGGAUUGGUGCCCAGGGUUCGGACUGUGGCAUUGUUAACAUCAACACAACAACAAAUGGUGCUGAAAUUGGUGGAGCCUUUGGUGGUGAAAAACACACUGGUGGUGGUCGCGAAUCUGGUUCCGAUGCCUGGAAACAAUAUUGCAAACGUGCCACCAUCACCGUUAAUCACUCCGGAGAAUUGGCUUGUGCCCAGGGUGUUGUUUUCAAUGUAGAAUAA